CCUCCCCGCGCCCCUUGCGAGUGGCGCUGGCACCAGAGCGCAGGGGCCAGACGCCCGGCGCGGGAGGAGGAUGGCGCUAGCGGUUCUGCGCUUGGCGCUGCUGCUCCUGGCAGUUACCUUCGCAGGCCCUCUGUUCCGUCGAUUUUCAAAAUAUAAAACGCCAUUCUGCUAUCGGUAUCAAUUACCAGGAUGUCCCAGGGACUUUAACCCUGUGUGUGGCACUGACAUGAUCACUUACCCCAAUGAAUGUACUCUGUGCAUGAAAAUCAGGGAAAGUGGUCAAAAUAUUAAAAUCCUCCGACGUGGACCCUGCUGAUGGAACAGUUUACAGAACAGAAGAUGGAGAGACCACCUUCACUGGCAGACUAGAUAAAUUGCGUUUCCCCUUUUUCUCUUUUCCUGUAUUUCUUUACAUAAAAUUUGUUAACACACAUCUUCUGAGAGCAGGUAUGGAAGACAGCCAUGUGUAGUGAUGGAUAAUUUAAAGAAAAAAAGAAUCCUUGUUUCUUAGCUUUUGCUCCUAGAGUUAAGCUUGCUGCCCAGAUAACUUGUGCAUUGCUUUAUUUAGUUGAAAUAAAAUCAGCAUUGAAUUCA
This is a messenger RNA of Chlorocebus sabaeus (green monkey), 594 nucleotides long. RefSeq names its product serine peptidase inhibitor Kazal type 2 (gene SPINK2). The record is from RefSeq and is a predicted model, not a curated record. Gene Ontology annotation, biological process: negative regulation of serine-type endopeptidase activity; spermatid development. Gene Ontology annotation, molecular function: protein binding; serine-type endopeptidase inhibitor activity. NCBI's taxonomy places the organism in Eukaryota, Metazoa, Chordata, Mammalia, Primates, Cercopithecidae.